GGAACAAAAGCGCCACAGUAUGUCCCGGGUAAUAUCGAUAAACUCGCCAGUAUGCAUCCCGAUAAUUACUGGCAAUUUCAUGCGGAAAGCAACACCGGAAUGAUAAAUUAUAUUAACGUUCAAUAUCCACUUCAAUUGAUCAAUGUCGAUGUGCGAGAUCAGGGUCCUAUCACUGGAAUGACUUUGUCCCCAGAUGGAACAAUGCUCGUAACAUUUUGUAAUGUAGGGGCUGCAAGAAUUUGGGAUACAAGAGAGUUCAAAUUGAUUCAAAAAUUAAGGGACACCGAGGAAAAGAAUAUAGAUGAAUUUUUCGUCGGGAAAUUCAUUCACGACCAAACGCGUCUUGUUGUUGGUGGCAAAUUGAAAGAUCGGAACCGAUGGUCUGAGGAAGAUGACGAUAAUCACAUUUUACCGUGUCCUUUAAAGAUUUUUGAUACCAUCUCUGGAAAAGUUAUCGUAAGACUUGAAGGACAUUCCGAAGAAGUUUUAUGUAUAAAGAAUAUUUUGUAUAAGGGAGAACCCUAUUUUCUAACUACCAGUCAGGAUGGUUAUAUUAUCAAAUGGAAAUUACAAGAUGAUUGGACAACUCUCAUCAAUAAAACGCGAAUGGAAGACGGUAUUACGUGCAUGGCAUUCACUGUUUCAUUUGUUCCAAAUACUGGAAACAGAUAUUUUAUGGCUGCAACAGAUGAACAUGUUCGAUUGUAUGAUUUUGAUGCAGCACAGCUUGUACAAACAUUUUCCGGAAAUAUGUAUUCCCAAUAUUGUGACUGCGCCAAAUUUAUAUAUCCCGUUGAACCGUUGGAAGAAGAUUCAGAUUAUAACGAUAACGUACAAGAAAGUAGCAGUAAAGCUACAAAGAAACCAUUGAAACCAAAAUUUGCUUAUCUUAUUACGCGUGGUGUAGAAAUUUUGGACGCAGAAGGUGGUAAAAUAGCAUCAAGAGUUAACGUUUGUAUUUUACACAAGUUAAUUUUUCCAACGAAAAAGGGUGGAUCGUUUACACUUGAAGAAAUAAGAAGAUAUUAUCACAAAGAUUAUCAUUCUAAUUCAUGGCUCAUAAAGAUAUCUUCAAAUGGACGAUAUAUUGCUGCACCGACUAUGGAUGGUGGAGUAUUUAUAUUCAAUUUAAGAACUGGACAAGUUACAAGUAUAUUAAGAGAUUAUGAUGACUUGGAAGUGAGAGAUGUAAUUUUUCACCCAUGGAAACCAUUAUUAUUUACUUGUGCAGAUGAUGGUUGUGUUAAAAUAUACACAUAUAGUUUUCUUGAAAAUAAUGAAUCCAAAGACGUCGAAAUUGAAAAGGAAGAUUAA
Funneliformis caledonium is the source of this 1314-nucleotide messenger RNA. Lineage: Eukaryota; Fungi; Glomeromycota; Glomeromycetes; Glomerales; Glomeraceae. The record is from the annotation of a GenBank genome assembly.